Messenger RNA from Petromyzon marinus (sea lamprey), 4364 nucleotides. The record is from RefSeq and is a predicted model, not a curated record. NCBI's taxonomy places the organism in Eukaryota, Metazoa, Chordata, Hyperoartia, Petromyzontiformes, Petromyzontidae.
GACAAUUAAACAAAAAUUUCCGAUUCUUUUCAAAUCACUUCCAUUCUGUACCCAUGUGAAAUGCCUUCGUUGUAACAAAAGUUACGUCACCUGAUGCCACGUGACACCGCCUUUGGAGGAAAACAAAAACCCACAAGUGACUUCCGGUGUUGGGAUCAAUCCGAAAAAAGCAAAACAUUUGAAUCAUCCAAAAUGUCGCAUCUAGACCGAAGUUUUGUAUUUUUUUCGGAUUAAUUAUAAAAUAGGUGGCAUAUACCUAAUCGCGAUGUAUAAAUUGUAUGGUGCAGUGGUGCCACAAAAGUUAUCGGGCUGCGUGAUGAUCCUCGCAACUUGAGUUUGAUUCCCGGACAGGGCUAACAUCAGUGGCAAAUGAAAUCUUAACUGCUCCUUAGCCUCCACUUGUUUUCUUUUCAUCACUAAUUCACACUGAUCAGCAUAGCGGUGAAGUAUUGCCAAACAACCUCUCUUGAUACAGCUGGGGAAGCCUUCAGUCGGGGCUGUAAAAAGUAGAAAAGGGUGCUGUGUAUAGUAAGAUUUAAGGAACGUUUUUCACAUCAGGAGUAGCUUUGAUAUUGGAACUCCAGCCUCAUCAAGAAUGUUGUGUUCGUUACAAACGCGAGUUGAUGUCCCAAAUGAGAAGCCAAGGAAAACGAGCGAGAGCAAAGGAGCGUUAUAUAGGGCUCCAUCGUGACAGCCUCAGACCAGUCAUGCGGACACUUUAUUUUCCAACUCUGUGGUCAGAAACAAAGCGAUUAUUGAACACCCUCAGCGUCACGGUGCUCACUGUGGGAGGCGCAGGACAUUGGUUGGCAAGAGCUCUUCACGUCUCAUGUGACAGCAUUCCAAACGUCGGCUCGGUAAUUCACCACGAGUUUGUACAGUACGAUGCAAUGUCAUCUCGGCCACCCGGUUAAUUUAGGCAGUCGAUUGCUCUAACGAUUAUCGGUUUGAUUCCUCCACCGGUCGGAUGAGAUGUGCCGCCGGACGGGGGAAUUGGUGGGUCAAGGCUUGCUGAGGUAAUUGGCAUCAACAGCCGUGCAAUGCUGGGCGUGACUUUUAGGGGGGUUUCCCACCUUCGGGAGGCAAGAUGUAGGGGCGUCUCUGAUUUUAAUGAGGCCCUGAGAAAUCGAUCAGAAUAAAAUAGUCGAGGACGAUGUUUUGAUGGUAUAUCGACGAAUCCAUUCCGGCUCGAAGCGCAAUCGUUGCGACCCGCAUCUCAGUAAAAACGCUGCGCUGUCCAAAUAUCCCACGAGUGAGUGAGAACACUCUUUCACCAAACCAUCUGUUUGCAGCAUCAGCGUCGGCAACUUUUUUGUUGCGAAAUAUUCAUCAUUCCGCGAAUACGAACGCGACCGUGCCCUGCUGUGUCGUUAGCCUCACGUCCUGCGUGUUUUCACCUCGCGCCGCAUCAUUUUCACUUGCCAGCGAAUAAUUGCGCGUAAAAAAAUAUACAGUUAGGGGUCAAAAUGUCCUGCAAACACUCUCUUGUCUCCCUUAUGUCCACACCAUGCGCUCAUUGAUGAAGGGGAAUUAUUAUUAUUAUUAUUCAACACUUACAAAAAGCUCCGGCUGCCAGGUUUGCGCCAGCUCUGUUCGUUUCAUCGUGGGUAUUAAAGAUGCAAAAAGUGCCCCCAAAUGGGCCCUCUUCCCUCGAACCAAAGUGGGUUUCCAGAACACGUGUACGGACAUGCAGUUGCCAAGGGUGGAAAUGGUUCCGUGACAUCUUAGUGACACCGCAUGUCGCAAGCGGGCUAACGAGCGAGUGGCCGUGGGUUUCGAAGCGCCGCGGGAGGGCGCGCGGGCAAUUCCUGCGAGCGUCGGCGUUGCUACGCCGCCGUCGCCGAGCCGCGUCCCGAAACGACGGACUUCGUCGCGCGCGCGCGGGAGAGGCGGGGGUGGAAGGUGCAGCCACGCCGCUGCACUCAAAGCGGCACCCAUGGCCGCAAGAGUGGACGACGUUGGUCAACCGCGACGCGAUUUCGUUGCACAGGACGAGAUAUGGAAACGUCACGUUAAUGCCGAACUGGAAGCGGCAAAGAGGUGGCCGAACACGUGGGGCUUUCUGACUGCCUCUCCGCAGGAGUCGCGGGUGACACGGAGCUGGACGGGGAUCCGGUGGAGCUGUGACCGACAGCGCAGUGGCAGCCUCCUGCGCUUGCUGGCGAAUAUAAACGCGGGGGCCGCGAGAGCCGUCGCGUCGAGCGGCGGCGGCGGCGAUAAAGGGAGCCUCGAUGCAUGCGCAGCCAAGACUCAAUUUCCCUGCUUAAAGAUGAAAUCCCCCGUGUGGAGAGUAAGUCGAGAGAUGAAAUUCCAGGUGAUGGCCAUGCGACUCCUGCCACUCCAGCCAAAUCAGCAGAGCAGCAGCGGGAGGUGGUGGACGCCGCCCCCGUGGACCUGCCACGCACCUCGCAGGGCGUCAUCGGCUGGCGGUUGGAUGGGCCAGGCCCGUCCCUCGACCACUACGGCCCCCGCGCCCGCGGGAAACGCGACCUCUGCAAGAUGCUCAAGUGGCCGCGGGAGGGCUUCGAUUAGCCACGUGCACGCGGGCAAGUGGGUAGCACGAGGCCAAAGCAUGUCGAGCAAAAGCUUAGCCGCCCCGAGUAUCAGAGUAUGUAUUCAUCCCGGGGGAAUCCGAUGAGCUAUAGCGCUCUUUUUCACAGGUGUCCAGUAGUUUUCACAAAUCCGAAUAAACACAAUUAACUAAAUAACAGAAACAAGGCAAUUCAUCUAACCAGUGUCUGGCUUAACUGCAGCUCUGUUCACUUAUUUCACUAAAGCUCUAUUUUUUUGUCUCUAUUUCUUAUUGUUGGAAGGGCGACUGGCCUCCAACUGCCCAGUAGCGGCGUCCUUUAUGAGCUUCCUCUAAAUGUUACCCAGUGGCACACGCACACGCAUCAAGCCUCCUGUACUGGUGGUCAGGGUCAUGGGGUAAAUCGGGCACGUGCCUCUUAUCAACCAACAUUUAGUUAAAGCCGAGUUGUUUUUUUAUUGUCAAUCAUCGAUAAUAAUCGUUUGACGAAUCGAUUAAUGAGAAAAGUCAUCGAUUACUGGGAAAGCUCGUGCGAUAAUCGAAGCAAACGCCCAUCCAUAGUGCCGGCUUCUUCUCUUCACGAGUAUCAUCUGAGAGGUGUAGCCAACUGAAUAGGCCCGAGGAAAAUGAAUAUAUCUUAUCAGCUAACCUAUUCAUAAAGAUGUGUUAAGUAGGAAGUCAAUGUUUUCAUUUUAGUGUCUUUUUGCCCUCAUCUGCGAUGCAUAAUCUGUGGAGGAACAUUUUUGAGAUCUUUUUUAACGAUAUUAUUGCAGUGCAGCGUGCAUUUUGAGAUUUCAGUACAGAUUCAUGCAUUAACUAUCGUGUGAUUUUACCACUCGUUCGUGUUUUUCCUUGGGUUAUUUUCUCUUUCGGAGGUGUAACGAUGCAUUGUCGACUCAUACACUAACAUUGGUCCUGCGCUUACAAUAAACGAUGGAUUGCAGGUGUACAAAUUCAUCUUAGUAUUCGUAUAUCUUAUACAUUUACUUCCUUGUGAGAAAGAAUUUGUUCUCAACUGAAACUGCGAUUACGGAUGAUGACAAUUUAUCGAAUUGCCGCUGUGAAGAGAGCAUCGGUGUGGUGAAGAGUUACAAGUCGACCUUAAAAUGCUCAUGGAAAUGGAACGUUUGGCAAUUGUGAAUAACAGGAAUGUGGAUGCCACCUUUGCAAUUGAUAUAAUAUCUGUGCUGAUAUCGCUUCGCACUUCGGGGCCUCCGACAAGCCUGUUAGGUUUUAUUUGUUGUUGUUCAGCAAAUCCUUUAAUGGUGGACUUCUCUGUGGACCACUGGCUUGGCUCUUUGCGGUUUUGAUCUUCAUCUCUCGCGAUGUGUUUUGUAGGCAGCGCGCGUAGCCGACCCUGCUAAUCGGCGGUUCGGGGGAAGGACAACAAACUAAACACAAAAAGCAAUCCUAUAGUGUAUGUAUGUUGAACUUCUUUCGCACCGUGCGUAGCCGACCGUGCUAAUUGGCGGUGCGGGGGGGACGUACUACCUUGAAAUUUGCAGUAGUCCACUCACCAAACCUCUCUUGGGUGUCUCUUUGCAACCCAUAAAAAAACGACAAGAUUCAUGUCCUUAGGAAAAGCGAAACGUCGGAGACAUCACACUCCCCCCACUCCCCCUCCCCCCCCUCCCAAAAAAAACAUUGAAAAUCCGUCUCAUUGUGUGCGUUUGUGAUUUUUGUUUUUGUCACGUAACGCACAGCAGUUGGCCGGAGCGAAAAUGUGAAAUUGUUAAGGCCUCUUUUAGUGCGAUUCUGCGAUCCGUCUUCUGACCACUGUAUGAAAAAAGGGCAGAGGGAGUUAACAUCGUAGUCGAGGAUUGACGCUGCUGAU